AUUUAUUAUAAAAACAUACACGUAUCUUUAAUAUUACUAUUAUGACAACUAAGAGAAAAUAUAUGAUAUUAACCAUGCAGCAACGUAUGAACGUCCUGAAGGAUAUUCAAGAAAGAUCAUUGUCAAUUACAGAAAUUGGGAUUAAAUAUGGCGUUAACAUCAAAACGAUCUAUCGCAUUAGAAAAGAAGCCUCAAAAAUUAUUGCGUUCGCAAAUAAAGAUAGGCAGGAACAAAAGCGACGGAGAAUAAUGCAGCCGGUAUAUAAUGAGUUGGAUAAACAAUUAUUAGCAUGGUUCGCGCAAAGAAAAACCCUUGGUGACCAUAUAACCGAUGCUAUCAUAUUCAAAAAGGCGGAGGAAUUGAAAGAAAAUCUGCCGUCGUGUUCGGAAUUUAAGGUCAGCCGUGGCUGGUUAACGAAAUUUAAAAUACGUCAUGGUAUACGUUUCAGAAACGUCUAUCGGAAAAGAGUUAGCGCUGAUUUGAACGGAGCAUUUAUAAGAAAUUUGAAAACAAUAAUGAAGGAAGAAAAUAUAACGUUAGAAAAUGUUUACAAUAUAUACGAAAGUGGACUUUUGUGGAAGGCUCUUCCGACGAGAACACUGGCCGGAGAAGAAAAACGAAAUCUCAGCGAACAGACGGCGAGAAAAGAUAGAAUUGCAAUCGGCUUAUGCGCAAAUGCGUUAGGCACGCAUAAGAUAAUGCCUCUUGUAAUUUACAAACACGAAAAUCCAAUAGCUUUGAAACACGAAGUUUCGUUACCUGUAAUUUUUAAAUCGCAGACAAAUGCACGGAUGGACAGGACGAUAUUCUUAGAUUGGUUUGAGAAACAUUUCAAACCGUCUGUGAAACAAUAUCAGGAGGAAAAACGAAUACCGCAAAAAGCAAUCGUAUUGUUAGAUAAUUGCGAAGCCUACAAAGUUUCACAACAGGAAGACGAGGAUUUUAAAAUUAUGCAUUUACCGUCCAGCACAACGUCGAUUCUUCAACCGUUGGAUCAAGAGAUCGUAGAGAAAACAAAAAGAGUUUUCCGUCGCAAGUUCUUGAAACGUGUUUUAACGUACGAUGGAAGAAUAAAUGAGUUCUAUGCUAAUUACACAAUAAAGAACUGCGUCGACAUUUUGUCCGAGUCCUGGUCGGAGAUUUCACAGAAAAGUAUUAAAAACGUGUGGAAUAAAGUUAUUAAUCCCGCUGAUCCUUCUAAUCAGCCGUACACGGCGGUGCUUGAACCUGAUUGGCAAGACAUGAUAAGCGUGAUCACAGGCGAACCGUGCACCCCGGCGGACGUUACACAGUAUUUAUCAAACUGCGAGGAAGCAGAACGAAGGAACGAGAACGACGACGAAGAAAUAAAAGAAGAAAUGGAAGAGCUUCAAGAGGAAACGGAAGAAUUUCGGAAAAGAACGCGAGAAGUAAUUUAUGCGGAGAGCAGUGACGAAACUGUGAAAAAUGAAUUGCGCAUAAUAUUCGACAGAUUGACGUCUUACAGUGCGAGAGCACCGACUUUUAUACAAUGCGUACUGCAGGGAUUAGAAAUAUUUUUCUUGGGCAAGGAGAAUUAUAUAUGUAAGGAAUAGGGGAAACCCACCACAGUAGGCCACGAUACAUAUCUCUACGCGAUUCGCCAUAAGAUAAUUUAAUAUAGAAUGUAAUUUUUACAUUUCUCUAACUAGUACAUGCGUAAUUAUGUAUAAUAUCGAGGCAGCUUUUUAAUGUAUAAAUGUUAUAGCUAUGGAUGGGAUCAAAUUAUAUAUCGAAAAUAUACUCGAAUUUUUACGAGAAAGGUUCGAACCCCCUAUGUAAAUAUUUUGACAAAAGAACUCGCUUCGGGGUUCGAUAUCUACUUGUAUAGAAUGAAUACAUUUCAAGUAUAAUAAUCAUUGAGACCUUAUUGUUUUUAGGUAGUAAUCGAAACCCAUGAAACGAAACUUGCUCAAUGAAAUUUGUGACUCGGAUUCAUGAGUAUAUAUUAAAUUUUAUCCCAUCUCUAGUUGUAACAGCUUGUGGUGAAAGAUUACUUUAGUAUGUUAGAAAUACUAUACAGUUUAUUAUUUAUUUGUACAGCAAUGUAUUUUUCUUGUAUAGUCACAGCAAUAAUGGAAUAAAAUUAAUUACACAAUAAGUAUCAAAAUAAAUAAGUAUAAUCGAAAUUA
Molecule: messenger RNA, 2150 nt
Organism: Megalopta genalis
Lineage: Eukaryota; Metazoa; Arthropoda; Insecta; Hymenoptera; Halictidae
Product: jerky protein homolog-like
Cellular component (GO): nucleus
Molecular function (GO): DNA binding
Source: RefSeq, a predicted model, not a curated record